CUGCAGUCAUCAAAAUAUUGCAAAAAAUAGAAGUCAAACAGAGAAAAGAAAAUAAAACAAAAACAAAUACUGUGGAAAAUUUGCAAGUUGAAACGAGAAAAUUUGUCAUUAUUUAGAUAAGUCGCACAGUUUGUGUUCUGAACACGGUUCGUUCGUAGUGUCUUUGUUCGAUGUGAAUAAGCAAAAGUGUGAUAAAGAAUUUCACCACCAACUUAAGUGAGCCAAAAAAAAUGAAUGGGUAAACGAGAAAUGAAACCGAAACAAGAGUGAAAAUUUAGUGCAAUUUUUUUUUUGAGUGACCUUUGAUCGUAUUUUCGUUUAAAUUUAUAUAUUUCUGUAACGCAUCUGUUUAAAUGCACCAAAAAUACCCACUGAGUCAACAUGACCAGCCAGAAACAACGUUAAAAUGUUCAUUUGUGUAAAACAACUCACUUAGCGAAAAAAAAGAAGGGAAAACAAUGUUUAUCCACAUUUUAUGAUAUUUAUUGAGAUAAUCAAAAACAAACCAAAAAAAAAAAAGUUAUUGAACAUUUGCGCAUCAACCACGAAAUGAAUGUUCUCCAUUAGUCACAUUGGGAUAAUUGGUGUUGUGUAAAUUAGGCGCAGCGGACGAAUUUGUUGACGUAAAUCGAAUGUGUUGUGUUCGACUGUAUCAUAUAGAUGUUUAACCGUUUUGGUGCUGUACGGCUACCACAAAAUCAACAGCAGCAAGAAAAAAAAAAGUCACCAAUACAACGACCCAAACGUAAAACGUACUCAUACAUAAACACAGCGUACGAGUGUGUGCGUGUGUAUAGUAUUUGUAAAUAUGACGGAUGAAAAUAGUAUGCCGCCAUCGAUCACGUCCACCACUGGCUUCGUUAGCGAAUACAAUACAAGCGGUGUGAGUAGCAGCACAGAGCAAUUCAUCAUUUGUUGUAAAGUUUGUGGCUCAUUGAAUGGUUUAAGACGUUGUUCACGCUGUAAAUCAGUCUAUUAUUGUUCGCAAGUGCAUCAACAAGUCGAUUGGAGGGUACAUAAAAUUGAAUGCAAAAAAUUUGCAACUAAUUUAGCAACAAAACAACAAUCAAACGAAUCUUCAGACGCAACGAUGACGGUGGAAACACAGCAGAAUCAUGAUCGAUUAUUGGCCACCAAAAAUGGAGUGACAAAUAGUCUUGUGCCAUCGACCAAUGCAAAUGGUGUGAAAAAGUCGACGAAUGCACAGCAAAAAGACCAAGACCAAUAUAAACGCUUUACGGAGAAUACGAUGCAAGUGAAUAUCAAUCUAAUGGAGAACAGUUUGGCAUCUAGUGAGCUACGCUAUGAUAGCUUAUGCAAACAGAUUAUUCGUGAUAUGAAUAUGUACGGAAUGUGUGUGGUUGAUGAUUUCCUAGGAAUGACAUAUGGAUUGGGCAUUCUGAACGAAGUCCAUGGAUUGUACGCGGCUGGCCUAUUCCAAAAUGGGCAAGUUGCAUCGAAUACGGAUGCCGACGUGAAAACAAUACGCGGCGAUAAGAUAACAUGGGUAAAAGGUACUGAACAACAUUGCCAAUCGAUUGGAUUUCUGAUAAAUCAAAUCGACACCGUUGUGAUAUCCGCAAAUCGAAUGAAAGAUAAUGGCAUGCUUGGCGAAUACAAGAUACGAGAACGAACUAAGGCAAUGGUCGCUUGCUACCCGCCAACUGGUUCCCACUACAUACUACACGUGGACAACCCGAAUCGCGAUGGACGCGUGAUUACCGCAAUUUAUUAUUUGAAUCUUCAUUGGGAUGCUCUACGGAGUGGCGGUUCACUGAGAAUAUUCCCCGAACAUGGGCUGGGAGUAGCAGAUAUCGAGCCGAAAUUCGACCGCAUCAUAUUCUUUUGGUCUGAUCGACGUAACCCGCAUGAAGUGCAGCCAUCACAUCGAACAAGAUAUGCAAUUACUGUGUGGUAUUUCGAUGCGGACGAACGAGAAAUGGCUCUAUCGCAGUACAAAAACUAAAAACACCAAAAAAAGAGAAAAAAAACGAACAUCAAAAUAAUUAAUUCGAGAUUAAAAUUUAGUCAUAAGGAGUUUAUGUAGAGUUAUGUAUUUUUUAGGCUAGAUAAGAUUUUAAACAUUGUUGUAUAUAACAGAUUUAUUUAAGAAAUGUAUUAUUGAUUUAAUUAACACGAAACAUUUUUUUUGUUGAUUUAAUCACGUGUCGCUGAAUACAGAACUGAAUUUUAUUUAAAAAGAAUUGUAUUUUAUUCUGAUGAUUGUAAUUAGUAAAAUUGAGUGAAAUGCAGAAACAAA
This is a messenger RNA of Sitodiplosis mosellana (orange wheat blossom midge), 2260 nucleotides long. It is a transcript of the gene Hph, whose product is annotated as egl nine homolog 1. NCBI's taxonomy places the organism in Eukaryota, Metazoa, Arthropoda, Insecta, Diptera, Cecidomyiidae. The transcript has 11 exons. Gene Ontology annotation, biological process: cellular response to hypoxia; peptidyl-proline hydroxylation to 4-hydroxy-L-proline. The record is from RefSeq and is a predicted model, not a curated record. Gene Ontology annotation, cellular component: nucleus; cytoplasm. The coding region runs from base 809 to 1966 and encodes 385 amino acids. Gene Ontology annotation, molecular function: L-ascorbic acid binding; peptidyl-proline 4-dioxygenase activity; ferrous iron binding.